AUGCCGGCCUUUCACUCAAAGUUCAACCUGGAUGCGGAUAAUGUCGAUCAAAAAUCUCCUCAGUCUUUGGUUGGAAAUAUGGCCAUUUUGCCAUUAAAAACUUCAUUUAGAGGACCGGCAACAAGAAUUGAUGAUUCAACUUAUGAAGAUGUAAUUGAUGAGGCACUUCUCUAUUUUAGGCCAAAUGUGUUCUUUCGCAAUUUUGAGAUAAAAGGACCUGCUGAUAGAACUUUGAUUUACUUGUUUCUCUACAUAACUGAAUGUUUGAAGAGGAUUCUACAUCAAAAAAUUGUCCAAAAAUUACAAGCAAGCAAAGAAUUGACAACUUUGGCUUUAGACUCACGACGCGGAUUUCCAAUUCCUGGUGAACAAGCUUUCCCAUUUCCUAGUCUUUUUAAACCGCCAGCUAAUGCACAAGAUGAAGAAACAAUGCGCAAUUAUUUGCAACAAUUGAGACAAGAAAUGGGUGUUCGUUUACUUGAACGAAUAUUUCCGAAUCCUGAUGGAAUGCCUUCUAAAUGGUGGCUUUGUUUUGCUAAACGUCGUUUUAUGGAUAAACAACUCACGCAUACAUUAUAG
Molecule: messenger RNA, 579 nt
Organism: Meloidogyne enterolobii
Lineage: Eukaryota; Metazoa; Nematoda; Chromadorea; Rhabditida; Meloidogynidae
Source: the annotation of a GenBank genome assembly